GAUCUCUCUCCAUGCCUUGGUCAGUUUUGAGGAGAGAAAUGUUUGGCGGAGGAAGCAUUCCAGGUUCAUUUAAUCCUCAGGGCCAGCACCUGGAUGUUUGGGCGGCCUGGGCACCAAAAGUGUGAAGGCUGCUGAAGAGAUGGCGUGAGGCCCACCUGACCCUCUGAGUCUAAGAUAACAGGGCCCUGGAGCAUCCUGGAGCUGCUCUGUGUGAGCUGGAUUUCAGCCUUAAGCUCUAUUGGAGGGCUUCAGGACCCCUCUGAGGCGGAGUCUGCCUGGGGAAUCGCUUGCUGGAGCAGAGCAGUAGUUCUCAUCAGCGAUCCUUUAGAAGGUGCUGGACUGCAGGCAGGGAGACGAAAAACUCAGCUCUUCGGACGUUUUCUGAGAAGCAGCUGGAGAACUCAGUGCCGUUAGUGUCCAGGGAGGUUUCCCACCCAGGUGCCAGAUGUUCCCCACCCCACCCCUCAAAGGAGAGGCUUGGGAGGAUACAAGAUCACGGAGCUAAAGGUGACCUAGCCCAGACCCCUCGUUUAACUGAGAUCACACCGCUAGCCUGUGUUGGAGCCGGGCUGCCGGUGUCCCAACCUCAUUCAGAUUCUCUCCUUUCGGAUGACGAGAGGGAAGCGUCGGGGCUGCGACAGCAGGAAUCCCCAGACGGUGUGAUACCCAUUUCCUCUGGAGUCGGGCAGUUCCCCUCAGUUUGAUCACAGUCUGCGACCUUUCUGUGGAAAGGCCUUCAAGAGUGAAGGAGAGAUAUUCGCACCCUGUGGGAAAUUGAGAAGGGGCCCUAACCCUGUUGCGGUGCAAAGACCCCAGGAAGCUCCGCCCAGCCCUGGCAGUUGGGGCUGAGCUGGGGAGGAAGGAACUCGUACUGAGAUACUGAGGAAGUCUAGGAGCACAGAGAGCAGCACCCAGACUAGCGCACAGUUCAGCUGUGCGAGAAGAGAGGAACAGAGCAAGGGAACCCUCCGUCCGCUUUGUAUCUCACCACCACUGAUCAUAUCGAAACAGCCUGGGAUGGACAACACCAGCAACUGUACCUAUGAGGACAAAAGCCAGCUCCAGGAGAUAGCCAUGAGAGUGUACAUCAUCAUUUUGCUGGUUCUGGGUAUUAUGUUCAACGCCUUGGCCUUGUGGGUGUUCUGCUGCCACAUGAGAAAGAAGUGGACAGAGACGGUCAUCUACAUGACCAACCUGGCUGUGGCAGACUUCUGCCUGCUCUGUGCCCUGCCCAUCAUGCUCUACUCCCAAAAGCACAGCAAGCAAGAGGACACCGUGCUGUGCCAGACCUCCCAGAGCAUCUACCUGGUGAACAGGUACAUGAGUAUCAGCAUCAUCACCAUGAUUGCUGUGGACCGCUAUGUGGCCAUCAGGUUCCCGAUGCAGGCCAAGAGGCUGCGGUCCCCUGGCUGCUCUGCCAUCAUCUGUGCUGUUCUCUGGGUUUUGGUCAUCAUCUGCACAGCCAGCCACAUGGCCUGGCAAGUCAAAGAUGGCGGCUUCUGCUUUUCCAAUGAGAAUUUCAAAGGGUCAAAGACAUCCAUCUUCUCCAUCCUUAGCUUCUUCAUCCCCUUGAGCAUCCUGACCUUCUGUUCAACCCAGGUGAUCGUGAGCCUGGUGAGGAAGAAGAAGACGGAUGCCCACAAGAACAGACACAUCCAGAAAGCCAUCUGGAUCAUCAGCACCAACCUGCUCGUCUUCGUGGCCUGCUUCCUGCCCAUGCAUGUGGCCUUGAGUGUCCGGCUCAUCAUGAAUCCCACGACCUGCUCCAGCAUACGCACCUGGAAGAAUGUCAUUUUUAUAACCUCACGUUUGUCCAAUGCCAACUGUUGCCUGGACGCUAUCUGCUACUAUUUUGUGGCCAAGGAAUUCCAGGAGGCAUCAGCCAAAACCAUCUUCACUUUGUCCAGGCCCUACAAGCUCCAAGACUCAACACAGGGAUCUGCUGCUUAACAAAUGUAGACGUCAGAGCUGCCAUAGCUUCUUGAAUUAUGGUCCCUGUGGUGGGAUGGAGAGGGAGUGGCUGGUCUUAGAGGACCACAUGCUCUGCCGGUGUUUCCUGCUUUACCAUCCAGCAUGCACCCCGCCUCACCCUCAGAGCCCUGGUGCUGGGAUUCAGGAGAGGCAGGCUCUAGUCCAAGGUCUUAUCAUCAGCUUACCGUGUGACCUUGGACAAACUAUCUGGCUUUCCUGGGCCUCUAUUUCCUCAUCUGUGAAAUGGGCAGAUGGGGAUGGGAUAAAAUGCAGGCUUGACCGUGACAAGUAAGAAGCUUCACUGGCUCCCCAUCACCUCUUGGAUCAAAUAAACUCUUUGCCUGGGGCUUAGAGUCCUUCACAGCGUGGCCCCAGCCCAUCUUUCUAGGCAAACUACACAUUCCUCUCUUUCACAUACAAUGCAUUCCAGUCAGACUGGCCUCGUUGCUGGUCCUAGGCCUCUUAUCCAUCUCCCAGCUCCGUGCCUUUGCAUAGGCUGUGCCUUCUGGAAUCUCUGGCUCAGCAACAGGCCUUUCCUGAUGCCCUCCUUGUUCAUGUUCCCCUCCUCCAGUCACUUUGGAUGUAUUUGGUGUCUCACUUGUACUUGCCUACGAACAUGGUAUAUGUCCCAGGAGAACGGUGAAAACCAAAGCCGUGGUUUUGGCUUGGAAUCCUCAGUGCCUAGCACUGUGCGUGGCACAUUGUAGGUGUUUAAUAAAUACUGGGUGGAUUUUUGUACAUGUUAUCUCCCCGCCAUCUCCACCCGAAGUGUAAAUGCCCUGGUGGCAAGGGCGAAUGUGAGAUUCUGUUUCUGUCUACGUUUCCCCAGUGCUAAGCACAUCCUUCAAAUGUCUUGGCACAUAGCAGGUAUUUAAUAAAUGCUAAUUAAAUUGAAUUGAACCAGGAGUAGCCUUGCCACCUUGUGACUUUUCUUCCCUUUGUCCCUCAACACACACACACACACACACGCACGCACAUAAUCACAAUACAUAUGUACAUGCCACACAUAUACACAUAUGAACACACAUGCACACAAUAUGUACCGCACAUACAACAUGUACGUGCAUAUAAUGCAUGGCACACACAUGAACACAUCCCAGCACAUGUACACACAUUCCCAUGCACAUGCACAUAUAGACACACACCACACACACAUGCACACAAAUCUAUUUGCCCAUACACAUGUGGACACACUC
Molecule: messenger RNA, 3167 nt
Organism: Vombatus ursinus (common wombat)
Lineage: Eukaryota; Metazoa; Chordata; Mammalia; Diprotodontia; Vombatidae
Product: G-protein coupled receptor 35-like
Exons: 3
Coding region: 1018-1950 (310 amino acids)
Biological process (GO): phospholipase C-activating G protein-coupled receptor signaling pathway; positive regulation of Rho protein signal transduction; chemokine-mediated signaling pathway
Cellular component (GO): membrane
Molecular function (GO): chemokine receptor activity
Source: RefSeq, a predicted model, not a curated record